Messenger RNA from Lentinula edodes (shiitake mushroom), 1593 nucleotides. RefSeq lists its product as uncharacterized. Bases 1 to 1593 code for a protein of 530 amino acids. The transcript is spliced from 11 exons. The record is from RefSeq and is a predicted model, not a curated record. Lineage: Eukaryota; Fungi; Basidiomycota; Agaricomycetes; Agaricales; Omphalotaceae.
AUGUCCAGAGCCGGGCGCAAGUCCACAGUAGAUGUCCCGCCUCUACCUGUAACUACACAGCAGUCUAUGGGGGAAACAGUAGCUGCACGGCGGAGUGCUCGCAACAAGUCUGUUGCUGACACUACACCUACUACACCUACCUUUGUGUCAACAGAGACGUCGGCCAAGCGAAAGCGUUCCACAAAAGGUCCAGAUACACCAGCCUCGAAGAAGACAAAGAAAGCAUCAAAUAACAAGUCUGCCACAGCGGCCAUGAACACACCAUUGAAGUCUAAGCCAGCAAAGGCUCGAAAGCAUGGGGCUAUACAGGUCAAUGUAGACAUGCCUGAGGAAGCGAGAGAGCAUGCAGAGCCAGACAUUGACUCUAGUGGUCCAGAGGAUAAUGACGACGGUCAUGGCAUAAUUGAGAAUGAGCGGGAACAUGACCGACAAGCUGUACACUCCUUUGAGAUGGAGGCGGCACAUUUCCGUUCAUCAUUGUCGGAAACUAUGGUGACACAAGAAGUCGCUAGGAAGCUCGAAUAUGAGUUGCCACGGAUCACUAAUGAGAACCUUCCAACAUCGAAGAAUGUUCCUGUACCUGUACCGGUCAAUAAAACACGUUUGACUACAACUCUUCCGGCGACAGUUCCACUGGUGGGUCCCACUGGGAGAGAUCGUACCACUAUUGCAGUUCAUUGCAAGGGGACUUCUGGGCACACCUGGAUUCUCAGCAAAAGCGGACAAUCUACAACUAUGCAAGGUGUAAUUGAGCGAGCCAUCAAAGAGGGUAAGGCUGAGCUUUUAACAGGCCACAAGUAUUGUCCUUUGGAUUCGGAAGAAGUGAAGCAACUCGCUAUAAGCUCACUAAUCAAGGCUGCAGAACAAUUAGGAUAUGAGGGCGAGCAUGAUGUAGCUGAUCGUUUGGAACACGGAGAGCAUGACACGUAUAUCAAGCCUUUGACAGCUUAUGUGGCUAGCCGCAUUGGAAACGAGCGAGCAAAGGAGCUGAAAGGGAGUGGAUUGAGUGCCGUUGUUGUUAAUGCUUAUGGAUUGAAUAACUUCGGAGGGACUAUGACUGCAGCUCAAAUAAUCCUUACCAAACAUUUCAUGUAUGGUCUCGAUCUGAAUGGCAAUUUCGAUAAUCUCAAACCUUUCCAACAUCCUGCGUACAUUGCCUAUAUCCAAGGGACAUUCUUCGGUACAGGGUUAUAUGGUACAGUGAUCCGAGGAUGUCAAGGCCGUUUCACCUCCUCAAAUCAGAGCAAGCCGCUAGAAUUGGAGCUCACAAAAGGCAUGGUGGCCCUCGCAACAGCUGGGAUUCACGCAUUACUCAAUGACUACUCGCGUGGUGGUCGUCCCGCAAGCUUCCCAGCCACAGAGUCUGCUGCGAUUUGGAGGACUGCCAUUUGUACCCUUGAGAAUAUCGAACGUGUCAACCGCGCGCUCUACCAUAAGAUUAUGCAUGAAUUGUACAUGGCAACUUCUGGUGCAUUGCCACUUGCUCAGCAUGGUUGGUCGCAGCAACAAAUUCUUGACACAACAGAUUGGGCUGCGCUUGCUGCAGUCAAUGUUGACACUUCUCCCGCUGCUCCUGCUGCCUCUACAACAUAG